AAACCAAAUUUGAAAAAAAAGAAUUUAUGUCUAAAAAAAACCUAAACUCAACAACUCAAACAAAACAAAACUUAACUCGUUGUCGUUGAACUGUUGAAGUUGAAGUGUGAAGACGAAGACUUAAUUUACUAUUAUUAUAUUUUUGGCCUAUGAAUUAAGAAGUAGGCUAACAAAAUGGUUGUCUUCACCUGCCAACAUUGUGGAGAUCCAGUUAAGAAGCCAGCUGUAGAGAAACAUUACAACACUAAGUGCCGUAACAAAAGGGCCCAUCUUACCUGUGUUGACUGUUUAAAAGAUUUUGGCCCUGAAGAUUAUGGGGGUCAUAAUCAAUGUAUGACAGAGGCUCAGCGAUACUCAGCUAAAGGAACAGUUUUUAAAGAACAAAAAGGAAAGAAAAAACAAGAAAAGUAUAUAGAGAUGAUCCAACAAAUUAUUAACUCACACGACUUAAACUUGUCCCAAGUGCAAAAGAAGUUACUAGAAGUAUGCUCAAAGUACGAUAAUGUACCCAGAAAACCAAAACCAUUUGAAAACUUUUUGCGUAAUGUUGCUCGAAAAAUAAUUUUUAACCCUGACGACAUUCAAAGGGUUUUCAACGUUAUUGAGGAAGCUUGUAAAAAGGAAACUGAGUCAACUACUCGGCAAGACAAGGCACAGAAACCUCAAGUAAAGGAUAUAGUCAGUUUGAAAGAGGCUGCCAAAAGUAACGGCGUAACGGACGAUAAGAUUGAUGAAAACAUCAAAGAUUCUAAGUCAAAUAAGAAAAAUAAAUCAUCAAAUAAAUCUGUCAUAUCAAAUAAUGAACUACCUGCUACAGAAAAUCCCUCAGAUGAAUCAAUUGAUAUUAUCGACCAAACCAAGUUCAAACCAAAGAGGAUAAAAAAUAAAAUGCUAACUGAUGAAUCCACCCAAAUGGAUGCUCAAAAUUUAGAAAAUGAAGGUUCUCUUAAUGAAAGCAGCACAGUUGUUAAUGAGGUUAAGCAUAGUAUUGAAUCUAAGAAAUCAAAGAAAGAAAAGCGUAAAUGUAAAUCACUUAGUUUGGACCAAGAAGGUGUAGAAACCCCAGGCAUCAAUGAGAACAAGCCUGUUUCUGAUCUCAAAAAUGGUACUCAUGAUGACAGUAAAGAGAAUGUAGUAGAGAUAUCAAGAAAACAAAUAAAAAAACAAAAGAAGUAUGAAAAGUAUCUUGAAGAGCUGGAAAAAACAGGCGACAAUGCGCUUAAUGAAAAUCAAGUUAAUGUAGAAGCCAAUGACUGUAAGAAAAAACCCAAGAAAAAUAAGACCUUGGAUACUAAUGAAUGUGAUGAGAGACAUUCAACAACAAAAGCACAUAGUAAAGAAAAUAAAAAACGCAAGCUAGAAGAAUGUUACACCGAAGUUCCAGAAAAAAGGACAAAGGAGCAUUCUGAAGAUGAAAUCGAAAAACCAAUUGAUACUAUAUUCAAUUGGGGAGAUGUAAUAAUGAAGGUACUCAGCUCUCGACCGGAUAAAGAACUUUCACUCAAGAAACUUGGCAAGAAGGUAUUAAAUGAAUACCAAACAGUGAGACAAGACCACAGAACAUAUGAAGAUCUGUUGGCAAAGUUCAACAAAAAAGUCAAUAAGGUGAAGGGUGUAAAGGUUCUACGAGAUAGAGCAAAACUGAUUGAGUAAUUAAUUAUAUUUCAGGAAUCAUUUUUACACACUUA
Messenger RNA from Macrosteles quadrilineatus (aster leafhopper), 1688 nucleotides. RefSeq names its product cell growth-regulating nucleolar protein. Bases 175 to 1653 code for a protein of 492 amino acids. The transcript is spliced from 5 exons. The record is from RefSeq and is a predicted model, not a curated record. Gene Ontology annotation, biological process: rRNA processing; negative regulation of transcription by RNA polymerase II. Gene Ontology annotation, cellular component: nucleolus. Gene Ontology annotation, molecular function: DNA binding. Lineage: Eukaryota; Metazoa; Arthropoda; Insecta; Hemiptera; Cicadellidae.